AGGGUGUCCCCCUACCGGGUCCUUUUUUCGCUUUUUUUCCCUUACCAAAUCUGUGCUGUGCUGAAGCUGUCACCUUGGUUUGUUGUCUUCGAUCAGCUGAUAGUUUUGGCCUUUGGGGGCUGUCGGCGCCCUGGACCUGUGGAUGGAGCCGGUGUCGGGUGCCGCCGCGGCGUCCCCGACUCAGCAGGCCGGCCCGCCGCCGUCGCCAGCCACCUCGCCGCGGCCGCUGCUGCUCGGCGGUGCCGGGGAGGGCGCGCGCCAGCUGGCUGAGCAGCUGCAGGCCGGCCUCCGCCCGCUGCUGGACCCGCGCCGUCAGCUGAGCGCGCCGCCCGCCCUGGAGACGCCCUACGCCCGGGACGAAUGUGUGCACGUGUUUCGAGUGCGCAGCAUGCGGACCGGUCGCACGCGGUCGCUGGUCGCCUGGCUGCGGCACACGAGGAACGUCCACCACAACUUGAUGCUGGCGGUGCGCUGUAACGACCCGUCCCGGGUGCGGCUGCUGCUGGCGAUGGGAGCCGACCCGUCGCGGCCCGACACUGUGACCGGCCGCACCGCCCUCCAGCUGGCCGAGACCAUCGGCUCUGCCGAGGCGGCCGCCGUGCUGCGGGAGGCGCCCGGCCCGGCCGGCCCGGCGGAGGCGGCGCCCGGCCCGGCGGAGGCGGCGCCCGGCCCGGUGGAGGGGGCGCCGCCGCGCCCGGUGGACGCCUACCGCAGCUGGUGGCACGCGCUGGUGGGAGACUCCCGGGAGCCGGCCGAGCCGGGCCGGCCGGCCGCCGCCCAGCCGCGCCGCCCCAUCCGCCACACCAGCAACCUCGCACAGGCCCGCGAACUGCUGCACAGCGCGCGCCGCCGCCGCAUGGCGCGCGAGGUGGGCUCCGUGCUGGACCAGCUGCAGGGGCUCAGUCUGACGCGCCGCGCCGAGCAGCCGCCCGAGCGCCGGCCGGACGUGAGCCGGGCGCUGGGCCGGCUCUCCCUGACAUCUGGCGGCGGGGAGGACAACUGCAGCCUGGCGGCGCCUUCGCCGGGCGGCGCUGGCGGCCUCGGCUGACGCUCGCCGCUGGCGGCAGUCCUGGCGCCAGGGCCGCCCUUAGGUCCAAUGCGGGGAGGGGACGACGCAGACACCCAUUUACAUACACAUCCGCCAAAAGAUGAGUUGGGGAUGUUUUGUGGUGGAUACUGGGUAAUGCUAGAUGAAUGAGGGGAUUUUUCAGGUACCUAGAUGUCACCAUUGCAUCAACAGAAACAAAAACGCAUCGGCCAUAUGCAACAGCUGCGACGUACCAUUUCGAUUUUUGGUGCAAAAGGGUCUUUUUUGUCUUGGCAUUUGCGACCGAUCUCACAGAAAUGCUCGUUUUGCCGCACCGGGUACUUUGUAGCCUUGUAGCGCGCCCUAGUCGGGUCCUCUUGUCUGUGAUGGGACACGUUAUUUGAUAGCCGUUUUAGCAGUAAGAGAAUCCACCUUUUGAUGUGAUUUAUUUUGCAUUUACACUUAAACAAUUAUAUAAUUUGGCCUUUCUUAUCAAGCAUCAUGUAAUGCUCUUUUCAAUGAACGCUCAAAAGUCGCGAGCGUAACUUAUUUCCGACUGGAUUGCUGUUUGGCGCUGGGGACGCUCACUUUGUAGGGAUCACUGUGUGCCGACCUGUGUGUCCUAGGGAACUGUGAACAGUACUGCGCGGUGCCACGGCGGCCGUGUGUACCGCCCCGUGUACUGUGUGUGCACUGUGGGCCGCCCUGUACCGCUCUGUGGGCUGUGGGCCGCCCUGUACCGCUCUGUGGGCUGUGUGUACCGCCCCGUGUACCGUGUGACCGUGUACCGCCCCGUGUACUGCUCUGUGGGCCGCCCUGUACCGCUCUGUGGGCUGUGUGUACCGCCCCGUGUACCGUGUGACCGUGUACCGCCCCGUGUACUGCUCUGUGGGCCGCCCUGUACCGCUCUGUGGGCUGUGUGUACCGCCCCGUGUACCAUGUGACCGUGUACCGCCCUGUGUACUGCUCUGUGUACCGUGUACCGCUCUGUGGGCCGCCCUGUACCGCCCUGUGUACCGCUCUGUGGGCCGCCCGUGUACCGCCCUGUGUACCACUCUGAGUACCGUGGGUACCGCUCUGCACUGUGUGCGCCGCUCGUCUGUGUGUCGGCUGCCGGGGCGGUCUGUGUGUCGGCUGGUCCGUGUGUCGCCUGGCGGGGGCGGUCUGUGUGUCGGCUGGUCUGUGUGCCGCUCGUCUGUGUCGGCUGGCGGGGCGAUCUCGGGACCGGCCUGUGUGCCGUCAGGAUAUCUGGGGCCGGUCGAUUGGACUGGUCCGUGUCGCUGUGGAGCUCCCUGGUGCCAGAGGACGGGCCGACCGAUUGGACUGGUCCGUGUCCAGCUGUGGAGCUCCCCUGGUGCCAGAGGACGGGCCGGCCGGCUCGACUGGUGCCAGAGGACGGGCCGGCCGGCCCGACUGUGUUCAGUGCCGCCGUUUAAAAACGACUGCACCACGAGACCGCUGUCGGGCCGGCGUCUGGAGCCCGGGCGCAGUCACUGUCCUGAAAACGGGGAGCUGACUGACUUUGCCCAUUCAUAGUUGAUCUUAGGGAAGAAUGUUUUGAAAAGGCAGGUUUUCACGUGGUUUUCACAAUGACGAAGUUGGACGCAAGUCUUCUGCAUCGUUGUCAUUGCAUCUCAACAUUUCGUCUCCAUUUUUGAAGCACUUGCUCAGAAUCGUAUAGGAGAGGGCCUGAUAGCUAGCGUGAUGUAUGUAUUGUAUACUGUAUAGGGUGUGCGCUGACACGGAGUGCUUGCUUUGCCGGAUUUGUGUAUCCUUUCGGUGUCGGAAGGUGGCAUGGUUGUCGAGCUCACCACUGCUCCCGGCCCUUUGGCAUUGGUACUUUUGAUAAUAAAUUUGAAGAAAAAACA
Messenger RNA from Amphibalanus amphitrite, 2895 nucleotides. RefSeq names its product translation initiation factor IF-2-like. The coding region runs from base 143 to 1048 and encodes 301 amino acids. NCBI's taxonomy places the organism in Eukaryota, Metazoa, Arthropoda, Thecostraca, Balanomorpha, Balanidae. The transcript has 6 exons. The record is from RefSeq and is a predicted model, not a curated record. Gene Ontology annotation, molecular function: protein binding.